Molecule: messenger RNA, 2537 nt
Organism: Hypoxylon trugodes
Lineage: Eukaryota; Fungi; Ascomycota; Sordariomycetes; Xylariales; Hypoxylaceae
Product: alpha/beta-hydrolase
Exons: 5
Coding region: 1-2148 (715 amino acids)
Biological process (GO): proteolysis
Molecular function (GO): serine-type endopeptidase activity
Source: RefSeq, a predicted model, not a curated record
AUGAGGUAUCAAUCGCGAGCAGCGGUAGCUUUAGCUGCCCUGCCUACCGUCUUCGGCAUUACGCCCGAGUCAAUGCUCGCUGCGAAUCGCUAUGGAGUCGCUACGCCAAACCCCAGUGGUGAUUUCGCACUUUUCACGGUGUCUAAUUACACCUUCGAAACGAAAGAGAGCGCGUCGCAGUGGAAUAAACUAGACUUAAAGACCGGCGACAUCUCAGUUUGGUACGCCGGAUCCGACAUUUCGGAAGUCGUGUUCGUCGGAUCUACUCCGACGAGUAUCAUCUACAUCAACGGCACCAAUGCCGAAGAUGACGGUGGUAUAAGCCUGUAUUCCGCGGAUGCGAAUUCCUUAGAGGAUGCGAAAUUGAUCGCUUCUUUGCCUGCGCCUUACUCAGGUCUUAAAGCUGUUCAGACCGCGUCGGGCGACAUCCACUUCCUUGUGUAUACUAAGGCAUACCCCAACGGUACGGCGUACAAUGAGGCGUCGGCUAGCACGCCCGCCAGCUCGGCAAGAAUUUACACCACAACUUAUGUCCGACAUUGGGACACAUGGCUCAAUGGAGAGAAGAACGCUGUUUUUGGCGGUGUGCUAAAGGGAGGUAACGGCUCCUACGCAUUCUCUGGUGACCUCACCAAUUACGUCAGUGGUAACUGCAACGUUUCCUGCUUGGAGAGCCCUUAUGACCAGAGCGAUGAGAGCGAUUACGACAUUUCGCCUGACGGCAACCACGUCGUUUUCCUAUCGAAAGAUCCCUCGCUUCCAUUGGCUAACUACACCGCCGACGUAAUCUACCACGUACCAUUCAAUGGUACUGCUAAAGACAUUGUCGCUAUCAAUGCCAGAGGCAGCACCAAGUACGCCGAGGCCCAGGGUGCAGCCACAAGCCCCCGAUUCUCACCCUCAGGAAAGCAAAUCGCGUAUUUCCAGAUGAAUGGUAUUGCGUACGAGUCCGACCGUAACAUCCUCUAUGUCGCAAAUGCGGAUCCAGAAGACUUCAACGUAACAGCUCUCGCGCACGAUUGGGAUAGGUCGCCGGAUGUUUUGGCAUGGUCGAAGGAUUCGGAAACUAUUUUCGUCUCAGCUCCGGAUCUAGGUCGCGAACGUAUCUUCCCCAUUCCUCUUACUGCUGGCGACUCGUACGAGCCCAAGAACAUCACGAAUGAAGGUGUGCCCUCUGCAUUCUAUGUAUUGCCCGAUGAGUCCAUCCUAGUAUCCGACACGAAGAUCUGGACGAGCCGAGAUAUCUUUUCUAUUACACCCGAGGGUGAGGUAGUCAAGACGUAUUUCCAGGCCAACUUAGUCGACCCGGCCCUGAAGGGACUCAAGCCCGAAGAUGUGUCCGAGUUCUACUACUCGUCCAACACUUCCGAGAUCAAGCAGCAAGCUUGGAUCAUUUACCCAGAAGGUUUCGAUGAGAGCAAGACUUAUCCUCUGGCGUUCAUCGCACAUGGUGGACCCCAAGGAGCUCACUUCAACAGCUGGUCGACACGUUGGAACUUCAAGGUUUGGGCAGAUCAAGGUUACGUCGUAAUCGCGCCGAACCCAACCGCAAGUUCGGGAUGGGGUCAAAACUUGACCGACUCUAUCCAAGGCCGUUGGGGAUCGUACCCGUACUGGGACUUGGUGCAUGCCUGGGAUUACGUCAACAGCACUCUUAAAUAUGUCGACACGGAGAAGGGCAUCGAAGCUGGCGCGUCUUUUGGCGGAUACAUGACCAACUGGAUCCAAGGCCACGAGCUCGGUAGACGAUUCAAGGCGCUCGUGACACAUGAUGGUAGCACCUCAACCCUUAAUCAAUACGCGAGCGAGGAGCUCUGGUUCAUGAACCAUGAUUUCAGUGGGCAGUUCAACCAGACCGGAUUUGUACCCGGUUCACCCUACUAUGACUGGAACCCGCUAUUGUACGUGGACAACUGGGCGACGCCUCACUUUGUAGUCCACAGUUCCAUGGAUUUCCGUCUGCCUAUCAGUGAAGGUGUUCUUCUCUUCAACCUCCUCCAGACUAAGGGAGUGCCAAGCAAGUUACUCAACUUCCCUGAAGAGAACCACUGGGUCCUUAACCCAGAGAACAGUUUAGUCUGGCAUACAGAGAUCUUCAAGUGGAUUAACCAUUAUAGUGGUAUUAGUAAUACCUCGAGCCCUUAUUAGGACCGAGGCUAGAUAGUAUUUGGGACUGGGACUCUUUCUCAAAUCCUGUAAUAACUAAUUCAAUUAGACAUUAUCGUUUGAUGAAGCGAAUUUGUGUUUGGUGCAAUGAAUAUAUGUAAGUACAUGAGUCAGUAUGUGAGUCGACUUGUUACUCGAAAAGAUAAAUGCGUGAGUGGUGGGUUCCAAAUCCUUUAUGAUUAUUAUGAAGAUAUUCAGGUACCUCCGUAUCAUACGGAAUGGGUAAAUGCUAGGGUGAGAAGGUUCUUUUGACAACACGUGUGAACAGGAACGGGUUGACACGGAUUACCUAAAGAGGUAUAGGCAACACAUUUUAAACUCACAUGGAAAUAACACUCCGUUUCAUACACGAUGUCAAUUCUCAAAUCUUA